Messenger RNA from Fundulus heteroclitus (mummichog), 6190 nucleotides. It is a transcript of the gene stag2b, whose product is annotated as stromal antigen 2b. The transcript has 34 exons. The record is from RefSeq and is a predicted model, not a curated record. Gene Ontology annotation, biological process: sister chromatid cohesion. The coding region runs from base 328 to 4155 and encodes 1275 amino acids. Gene Ontology annotation, molecular function: chromatin binding. NCBI's taxonomy places the organism in Eukaryota, Metazoa, Chordata, Actinopteri, Cyprinodontiformes, Fundulidae. Gene Ontology annotation, cellular component: nucleus; chromatin; cohesin complex.
GAACCGAGUCGCUGCGCUAGCUCGCGGUACACAGCUAAUUCGGUCGCUAGCAGGCUAGCGAAGUCGAUUUUCGGCACAACUGUUGAAAUUAUAGAUUUUGGAAGAUAAAAAGGCGCUUUAUUAUUUGGGUGCACCCACCUACACGCAAUGUAUUUGUAAACAAAGUGUUUGCUGCUUAUGCAAUACGGUACUGGAACUCCCGAGGCAAGAUGGAGGACGCAAGGACGUGAUGUUUUUUUAGGUCACAUGCAACCUCCCCUGUCUCCUUUUCUGCGAAGAAUCUCAAGUCAGUUGUAAAGUUGACGUUGACCAGAAGAUGUUACAGAAAUGAUAGCAGCACCAGAAAUACCACCAGAGUUCGCCUACCCUCAGGACACAGAUACCAGAUUCUCCUCAGACACAGACUUCUCUGAGGAUCCUGAUGGAAGAAGUGGCAUUCCAGCUAAAGGAAAGGGUGGGAAGAAGGGGAAGAAGGCGGCGGGGGAGAAGGGUAAAGGCGGGAAGGGCGCGGGCCGCAUAAAUGGCCACCAUCAGGAGAACGGCAUGGAAAACAUGAUGCUGUUCGAGGUUGUGAGGGUGGGCAGGAGCGCAAUGCAGUCUGUGGUCGACGAGUGGAUCGAGUCCUACAAACACGACAGAGACAUCGCACUGCUAGAGCUCAUCAACUUCUUCAUCCAGUGCUCAGGAUGUAAAGGCGUGGUGACCGGGGAAAUGUUUCGCAAUAUGCAGAACUCUGAGAUCAUUCGACGAAUGACGGAGGAAUUUGACGAGGACAGCGGCGACUACCCCCUGACCAUAGCCGGGCCGCAGUGGAAGAAGUUCAAAACAAGCUUCUGUGAAUUCAUUUCCGUACUAGUCCGCCAGUGUCAGUACAGCAUCAUCUACGACGAGUACAUGAUGGACACGGUCAUCUCCCUCCUCACUGGACUAUCAGAUUCCCAAGUCCGAGCCUUCAGACACACCUCAACGCUGGCAGCCAUGAAGCUGAUGACAGCCCUGGUGAAUGUAGCUCUAAACCUGAGCAUUAAUAUGGACAACACCCAGCGCCAGUAUGAAGCAGAGAGGAAUAAAGUAGUUGCUAAAAGAGCGAACGACAGGCUGGAGCUUCUCCUCCAAAAGCGCAAAGAGCUCCAAGAAAAUCAGGACGAGAUCGAGAACAUGAUGAACGCGAUUUUCAAGGGAGUGUUUGUUCAUCGAUAUCGAGACUCGAUAGCAGAAAUCCGGGCCAUCUGCAUAGAGGAGAUCGGCGUGUGGAUGAAGCUGUACAGCGAUGCCUUCCUCAACGACAGCUAUCUGAAGUACGUGGGAUGGACGAUGCACGACAAGCAAGGAGAGGUACGCCUGAAGUGUCUGACGGCUCUGCAGGGCCUCUACCACAACAGGGAGCUCAACGCCAGGCUGGAGCUCUUCACCAGUCGCUUUAAGGACCGAAUCGUCUCCAUGACUCUGGACAAGGAGUACGACGUCGCAGUGCAAGCAAUUAAACUGCUCACUCUAGUCUUAAAUAGCACAGACGAGGUGCUGACGCCGGAGGACUGCGAGAGCGUCUAUCACCUGGUCUACUCGGCACACAGGCCGGUCGCCAUCGCAGCCGGGGAGUUCCUCUACAAGAAGUUGUUCAGCCAGCGGGAACCAGAGGAGGAGGGCGCCCCCAAAAGAAGAGGCAGGCAAAGUCCCAACGCCAACCUCAUCAAGACCACCGUCUUUUUCUUCCUCGAGAGCGAGCUCCAUGAGCACGCGGCGUACCUGGUGGACUCCCUCUGGGAAUGUGGUGCAGAGCUACUGAAGGACUGGGAGUGUAUGAUCAGCUUACUGCUGGACGACCCCAUGCCAGGAGAGGAAGCUCUUACAGACAGACAAGAGACGGCUCUGAUCGAAAUCAUGCUGUGCACUGUGCGUCAGGCUGCUGAAUGCCAUCCACCGGUCGGAAGAGGAACAGGCAAGAGGGUGAUGACGGCGAAGGAGAAGAAGACCCAGCUGGAUGAUCGAACGCGGAUAACCGAGCUGUUCGCUGUGGCUUUGCCGCCUCUGCUGGCCAAGUACGCCGUCGAUGCCGAGAAGGUGACCAACUUGUUACAGCUGCCUCAGUACUUCGACCUGGAGAUUUACACCACAGGACGUCUGGAGAAGCACCUGGAGGCCCUGCUGCGGCAGAUCAAGGAGAUAGUGGAGAAGCACACAGACACUGAAGUUUUGGAGUCCUGCUCCAAGACGUACCACGCCCUCUGCAACGAGGAGUUCACGAUCUUCAACAGGGUGGAUAUCGCUCGCUCGCAGCUCCUGGAUGAGCUGGUGGACAAGUUCAGCCGGCUACUGGAGGACUUUCUACAAGAGGGCGAAGACGCCGAUGAAGACGACGCUUAUCAGGUUCUGUCGACUCUGAAGAGGAUCACAGCGUUUCACAAUGCACACGACCUGUCGGGGUGGGACCUCUUUACGAGCAACUUCAAGCUACUCAACACGGGUAUAGAGAACGGAGACAUGCCAGAGCAGAUAGUCAUCCAUUCGCUGCAGUGCACCCACUACGUCAUCCUGUGGCAGCUGGCCAAGCUGUCCGAGGGCAGCUCCAGAAAGGACGACAUGGUGAACCUGAGGAAGCAGAUGAGGGCUUUCUGCAUGAUGUGCCAGCGCUACCUCACCAACGUCAACACGGCCGUCAAGGAACAGGCGUUCACCAUCCUGUGCGACCUCCUGCUCAUCUUCAGCCAUCAGAUGGUGUCGGGAGGCAGGGAACACUUGGAGCCUUUGGUGUAUUCGCCGGAGGACUCCUUACAGUCCGAGCUGCUGUCCUUCAUCCUGAACCACGUCUUCAUCGAUCAGGACGACGACACCAACAGCACCGACGGCCAGCAGGACGACGAGGCGGUGAAGAUCGAAGCCCUGCACAAGAGGAGAAACCUCCUGGCGGCCUACUGUAAGCUCAUCAUCUACUGCGUGGUGGAGAUGAGGACCGGAGCGGACAUCUUCAAGCAGUACAUGAGGUAUUACAACGACUACGGCGACAUCAUCAAGGAGACCAUGAGCAAGACCCGGCAGAUCGACAAGAUCCAGUGUGCCAAGACGCUGAUCCUCAGUCUGCAGCAGCUGUUCAACGAGAUGCUGUCGGAGCUGGGUCACGGGUUCGACCGCUCCUCCUCCGCCUUCUGCGGGAUCAAAGAGCUGGCCCGCCGCUUUUCUCUGACCUUCGGCCUCGACCAGGUCAAGACCAGGGACGCCAUCGCCAUGCUGCACAAGGACGGCAUUGAGUUUGCGUUUAAGGAGCCCAGUCCUCAGGGCGAGGGAGGCCCUCCCCUAAACCUGGCUUUCCUGGACAUCCUCAGCGAGUUCUCCUCCAAGCUCAUGAGACAAGACAAGAGGACUGUCCACAUGUACCUGGAGCGCUUCAUGACCUUCCAGAUGGCCCUGCAGCGCGAGGACUGCUGGCUGCCGCUCAUCUCCUACAGGAACUCGCUGCAGGCGGGCGGCGACGACGACACCAUGUCGGUGAUGAGCGGCUACUCCAGCCGAGGCUCCUCGGUGCGCUCCAAGAAGUCCAAGCCCCCCGCGGCCACCGCCGGGACGUCGGCGGUGAAGAGGAAGCUGCCGGAAGAGGAGAGCAGCAGCGGCGACGUUUGGCAGCACAGCAUUCAGACCCCCGUCAUGAUGCCUUCCCCUCAUCUCACCUCCACCGCCAUGCGGGACCCCAAGCGGGGACGCGACGACAGCUACCUGGGGGUCUACGCUCUUCCUCACGAGCAGCAGCCGCCCCCCCACCCGCUUCCGCACCAACAGCAUCACCCACAGACGCCUCAGCACCACCAGACGCCCAUGGAUUACAAUUCCCAGGUGACGUGGAUGCUGGCUCAGAGACAGCAGGAAGAGGCGCGCCAGCAGCAGGAAAGAGCCAUGAACUACGUCAAGCUCAGGACCAAUCUGCAGCACGCCAUUCGUCGCGGCACCGGGCUUAUGGAGGAGGACGAGGAGCCGAUCGUGGAGGACGUGAUGAUGUCAUCGGAGGGCCGGAUGGACGACCUCAAUGAAGGCAUGGACUUUGACACCAUGGACAUUGAUCUGCCGCCCUCCAAGAACCGCCGCGAGAGAUCUGAGCUCAAGCCGGACUACUUUGACCCUGCGUCUAUCAUGGAUGAAUCGGUCCUCGGGGUGUCCAUGUUUUAAGCUAAACUCCAGAGGAUUGGGACGCCGGGAUGGCCGAAGAGGCGCUUUGUAUUUAAAGAGAAUUAUUAGAUGCGAAAACAGAAGUGUUUUCUGUAAGAAAAAGCAAAAAAUAAAACUGAAAAAAAAAAAAAAAAAAAAUAGCUACAAAUAAAACCCCACAUUCUGGCUUGUACUCCACGUGGACCAAUGACAACCCACACUCAGUGUUGCUUGCUCAGAGAGGACUCUGUUUCAGAAACUUUACUUUUCUAACCUUGGGUGAGCUCUUCCUGUUCCGAGCUAGCGCAAAAAAAAAAAAAACAGGCCACUUCCGAAACGUACUAGAAGCAAGACGCGUCUGAAGAAAAAAACGAUAGCUUUUCUUCUUCUUCUUCCUUCCUUCCUUUUUUUUUUCUUUUUUUUUUCUUUUUUUUUUUUUUUAAAGCAACAUGGGGAAUGAAUUGGUGUGUUUUUAACUUAAGAAACCUUUUUUUUUCUUUUUUUUUAUGUCUAACCCUUUUUACAAUUGUAGUAAGUUACCAGGUGUGAAGUAGUAAUUUAUAAACAGACUGUAGUAGCUUGCUUGUACUGUGUUAGCCAAGUGGAUGGAGGUCCUUCUUUUUUGUGCUCCCCCUCCUGUUAUUUUGUUUUUUUGUUUAUAAGUUUCCUCUAUCUCUUCAUUUUUUUUUUUUCUUCCCUGUUGUUGGGUCUGAGUUGAGGUCCUGAUAACCACUGGUGGUUAAGAUGUUGAGAUGUUACCUAGAAUCAGUCCAGAUCCCUUUUUUUUUUUUAUGCUGUGAAGAGUCCCCAGUAAUCAAUCCCAAAGUUUGGAUCACUCCUUAGGAGACGACAAAUCUGAGAUUUAAGGUUUAUUCAAGUAGCGUCGCCGUGGAAGAUCUCUCAAAAGGAACUCCCUCCCUCCCGCUUUGUUUUUCUUACCUAAAUUCCAACAGCAUAAUGUUAAAAUGGGUUUCUCCACAUUUUAAAUAAAAGUUAUAUAUGAAUCGGUGCUGAUUUUAUAUAUGUGCUUUUUGUUAAUUUUUUUCUUUCUUUCCCUUUUUCAAUCUUAAGGCCGAAAAGUUUGAGAAACGUACAACUAAAACAAAAACGACAAAAAAAAAAAAACAGGGGAAAAAAAUGAGCGCAUGUGCAGCCAUGCAUCAAGGAAGAUUUUUAAAUUUGUAUUUUUAAGUUCCUAUUUUAUUUUAUUUUUUUCCUUCUUCUUCUUCUUCUUCUCCGUCUUGAUACCGUCUUUUGAAUUUCUACCUUUUUUCCUACGUGUAAAUUAGUUUGGAUAUAACUAAUGAAAAAGAACUUGUGAAAUUGAGCUUUAAGGUUUUUUCUCAGCAUUGAAAAGUCCUGUCACGAAUAUAAAGACAAAAAAAAAAACAGAACCUAAAAUAAGUGAUUGCUUUUAGAUUUCAAACGUUUCAACCUAUAAGGUAGUCACUGAAACUCCGACGUUUAUUCAGCAGCGCUGUGGCAGCUAGACAAAAAAGCUUAGAUUUUGACAAGAUGUUUGUCACACGAGUUUUACUGAACAUGUUUUUUUUUUUUUUUUUUUUUGUCUACUGAGGUCUUUUCUUUUGUAGUCAUUCCAUGCUUAAGCCUUAAAAAACAUGCUCGUGGAGGUCACCCUCUCUCACAGUAAUCUUCCAUGUCCGAGGUGGAUAAUUGGCUCUUUAGAACAUGAAAUAUGAGGUGGUCAGAUGUAAUGUGAUAAAGUAGAUAAACAGCCUAUAUGUGUUCUGCCUAAUUAUUUUAUGUAAGUAAAAACAAACAAAAAAAAAAUCUUUUAAGGAAAAAAAAAAAAGUACUGUUUAUUGUUUGUUACUUACCACUACAUCGGUAUAAAUUCUUAUUAGAUCAUGUGUAUAUAUAAAAAAAAAAAAUCAUUUCUCUCCUUGCUUUUGAACAUUUCUGUUUUAUUCUCCUGCACUCUUGCCUACACUCUUGAGUUAUUGUCUACCCCCCCCCCCCCUUCAGUCACUCUGUUUUCUGAUUUGUACUUGUCUGGAGACAGUAACUUUUGAAUAAAAAUCAACACAUUUCUUCU